GGCUACACGUUUCAUACGGAGAAUAAACGCUGAACCCCAACAUGGCCGCGCGCAUAAACACGAGAAUAUUAUUUCGAAAUUUGAAAAGCAUCUCUUUAAUCCCACGACGGAAUCGUGUGAAAACAAAAUGGGCGACCACACAGCCAAAGUUUCCUUCCACCCGCCUGGCCUUGGAGAACUUCGACGUGAAUUACGGCACACAGCUGGGCGAUCUCUGGCCAUCCGUGCGAGUCGCCAUGCUCUGCGAGAGGAAAUACGGAGCAUUGGUCAACAACUUUUCUGCAGCAGCAGAAGAAGUUAUGGAAGAAUUACAGUCACAGGGGGCCAUGGACUUUAUUUGCAGUGACGUUCUUCAAAGGGAUGAGGUGCAAGGCACUACAGAGGAGCAAGACGAUAAACCUUUAUCUGUCAACGGCCCUUUUCCCACGUCAGAAACGGAAGAAGAGACUGUGCGCCCAGGCCUCAGCCCAAAUAUCAAGUGCUUUGUGUUCCCGAAGAGUGACAUCUCUCGCUUCAAGCCUGCCAGACCAGAUAGCAACAGAACCCUAGGAUACUACCUAAUGGAUGCAGCUUCUUUGCUGCCUGUCCUGGCCUUGGACGUCCAGGAGGGCCAUACUGUGCUAGAUCUUUGUGCUGCUCCUGGGGGGAAGACCCUAGCUCUCCUACAGACUCAGGCCUUCGGUUAUCUUGCUGUCAACGACUCUUCGGUGUCUCGUAAGGCCCGUGUGCUCCAGGUCCUGCAGAACUACGUUCCCAGAGAAUACUGGUCAGACGACCGGGUCCGCAUCACUUCCUUAGACGGCCGGAAGUGGGGCGAGCUGGAGAGCGACACGUUCGACAGAGUUCUUGUGGACGUGCCUUGCACCACUGACAGGCAUUCUCUGCUGGAGGCAGACAAUAGCAUCUUUAAUAGGUCCAGGAACAAGGAAAGACAGAUGCUCCCCCUGCUGCAGACAGAGCUCUUGGUGGCAGGGUUACAGGCAGUCCAGCCCGGGGGUGAUGUGCUGUACUCCACAUGCACGCUGUCUCAGCUGCAGAAUGAGUAUGUGGUGGAGAGGGCCAUGCAGGUGGUGCAGGAAGAGUUUGGCAUCACAGCCCAAGUGCAGGACCUGGGGCCAUUUACCCAGCUCUUUGGGGACACCUUCCGCUUCGCCCCCAAGCCCCGCUUCGGGGAGCUGGUUCUCCCGCACCUCACCGCCAACUUUGGCCCCAUCUACCUCUGCAAGCUGCGCCGCGUCCACUAGCCUCACCUGUGAUUGGCCCGAGUGGGUCAUGUGAUUUGCAGGAUUGUCAGAAGGAUGCCUUAUGGAGACCAGAGCUUCGUGAUUCCCGGGUGUCCCUUCUGUUGAAACUUUGCAGUUUGCAUUUGAUGGAGAAUGUGACACUCUGUGAUGUUCCUCAUUUUCAUUAAUUUUGUUUUUUUAGAUCAUACAUGGUGAAUGGUAAAUGGUCUGCAUUUAAAUAGCGCCUUUAUCCAAACCGCUGUACAAUUGAUGCCUCUCAUUCACACACUCGCACACCAACGGUGAUUGGGUGCUAUGCAAGGCGCCAACAGCAGCAAUUGGGGGUUGCUCAGGGACACUUCGACACACCCACGGCAGGGUCGAACCGACAACCCUCCGACUGCCAGACGACUGCUCUUACCUCCUGAGCCACUACGUUAUAUUGACGAUACAUGAUAUUUCAUCAGCAGUCUGUUGAAUUUUAAACGAUGUUUAAACGUGCAUCUUUAUAUGAUUAAUGUCUGACAUGUUUGCCUUUCCUCUUACCUGCGAUUAAUCUUCAUUUAAAGAGAAAAUAAAUUUUUCUUGAUCUGUGGGAGACUAUAUUGUCCCAAAGGGGAAAGUCAUGCGGCAGCAUAAUCCAUUUAGAUCGAGAAAUUAGCUACUACAAGACAUGUAAUGAAAUCUCUAUUAAUAUUUCUGUAGAUUUUAGUAUCAUUUGUGUCUCAUUCUCAUUCUCAUCUACCAGUCCUUUUUCCCCUGUCAAAUUCCCAUGUAUUCUCCUCCACUAUAAAUGCAUUUUUCAAGAGAACAUAGUUACGAAAGCCUUUCACGACUUCCGUUAGCGGAGCGAUUCUACUGAAUUUCUCUUGCACUUCCUCCUCUGGCCUGUAGGUGACAGCAGGAGACCGUUCUGCAGUAGAGAGAGCCAGCAGUGAAGUUAUUCCAUUUGCGAAAGUCAGUUUUGUUCCUUGUGAUUUCACAAGAAUAUUAGUCAUCUCAUUGAACAGAAAUGCAUUUUCAGAUUGUUUCACAGCAAUUGGGCAUAUUAUAUCAAUGUCAUUUUUGCCAGUUCAGCUCAUUGGCAUAACCUUUUUAUUUUACUUUUUUUAUGAACCCUGACAGGCAGCAAUAGAAAUAAAUGGCUGAUGCUAUCCAAA
Conger conger (European conger) is the source of this 2383-nucleotide messenger RNA. It is a transcript of the gene nsun4, whose product is annotated as NOP2/Sun RNA methyltransferase 4. The transcript is spliced from 6 exons. The record is from RefSeq and is a predicted model, not a curated record. Gene Ontology annotation, molecular function: methyltransferase activity. Gene Ontology annotation, biological process: rRNA methylation. The coding region runs from base 42 to 1244 and encodes 400 amino acids. Gene Ontology annotation, cellular component: mitochondrial large ribosomal subunit. Lineage: Eukaryota; Metazoa; Chordata; Actinopteri; Anguilliformes; Congridae.